AUGUACAACAUAUUGGUAGGUUAUGAAGAUGCAAUGGUCGAAGCAGAAAUUGAAGAUUCUGCAAUGGAUAUUGAGACAAUAAUAGAGGGCACAAGUUUUGAAGAAAUGAUGAGAGAGACAGAAACUGUGGAUUCUGCAAUGGAUUACUUGACAAAAGAAGUUCAGGUGGCUGUGACUGGAAUAUCUGCAACGGCAUCUGCCCAUGAUCAACCUUUAUCACUGUGCAUAGAUGAAAUGCAUUCUGUAAAAGCCAUAGAGUGCUCAAGUAACCCUGCUGGGACUGCCAUGCAACAAAAUGAGGAUGGAGGAACACAAGUUGGGCAACCACAUUUGCCUUUGUGA
Molecule: messenger RNA, 342 nt
Organism: Prunus armeniaca (apricot)
Lineage: Eukaryota; Viridiplantae; Streptophyta; Magnoliopsida; Rosales; Rosaceae
Source: the annotation of a GenBank genome assembly